ACCUCUCUCAUGAUUCUGCCUCCUAUGGGUAGUAACCCAUAGUGCUUUCCCCUUAGUUUCCUUCUUCACCUCUCCUGCCUAUCCCCACCCCCAACCCUUGAUCUUUCCUCUGAUUGGUUUUUCACCCUUCCCCCCACCUUCUUUAUAGGGCCCCUGCCACUUCCUUCUUCUGUCCUGACGAAGGGCCUUGACUGCUCCUUCUAACGGAUGCUGCCGACCAGCUUGUUUGUACGUCUCGCUCCCCGUGAUCACUUGGCGCUGAGUUCCAGCCAGGGAGGAGUUACCGGCCGCUCACGACUUGUUGCUGAGGUUCCUUGUGGCCAGGCAGGAUGCAGAGGAGUUUUCUCUAUCGGCAGUACCCCUUGCCCCUGCUCCUAGCCGUCGUCUUCGUCCUCGGCGUCCUCGGAUGGACGCUCUUUCCCUCCAGUCUGGGGGAUGACCCCGAGACGGUGGGGCUGCAGAGGAUCAGAGAGUUGCAGAGGGAGAAAGAGAGCCUGCGGGAGGAGAACGGGAAGCUGCGGAAGGAGAGAGACGAGUUGCAGCGGGAGAGAGACGAGCUGCGGAAGGAGAGAGACGAGCUGCGGAAGGAGAGAGACGAGCUGCAGCGGGAGAGAGACGAGCUGCAGCGGGAGAGAGACGAGCUGCGGAAGGAGGGAGACGAGUUGCAGGAACGUCGGCAGAAAUGCGAGACAUUACUGGAAAAACAGAACGUAGCUCAGGAUGAAACCGUCAAAAAACUGAGUGAGAAGAACCAGGGCUUAUAUUCCAAAAAGGAGGAACUGGAAGGUAAUCUUCAGGAUUGUCAAGAGGCACAAGAGCGUUACAGCCGUGAGAUGCAGAGGUGCAAGAAAAAUAAUGAAGACAUUCUGGAAAGGCAUAGGUUUGAACUGAAUCAUGCAGGAUACAACUGUCGGAGUAAAUCAUGUGACAAUCAGGAAUAUAACAUUUGGUGGUUGAUUUUGUGUUUUGUUUUGGGUUUUUUCCUGGCUUGGUGCUGCAGAAGCAGUGAUGGGUGUCAAUGAAGAAAGGAAGACCCUAGUGUGAAGGGAAUGAUUGCUGGUUAUAAACCGAAGGAAACAUGCAUUCUGACCCUCUGGACACAGUCCCCUAAAGGAAUCUGAGCUGUUACCCUGUGAUGAAGCAGCCGCUCCCACACUCCCAGGGUGCUCAUGUGGAAAUAGUGGGUGUGAAGAUCUACAGCCCAGCCGGUGAUAUAACCCAUAACAAUAACAUGUAGGGCACUGAAUGUAAAGUAUUCCCCUCCUAUUCCUCGGCUCACAUGGUCUGCCCUCUCAUGGACUUGAAACCUCCUCCCCAGUUUUGGACCCACCACCCCCCUCUCCACUGUGCAUUGUCACAUCAAUGAAGCACAACGUACCCUCCUGUCCUCACUCUCAUCUGGUGAUCUCUUCUGCUACCUCUGUACAAAGUGGGAAAUGUCCCUGGUCUAUCCCUAUUUUGGCUAUCGAGUUUGUGUGUGUUUUUAUUAAAUUUACAAUAAAAUAUAAUUGCUAAA
Molecule: messenger RNA, 1516 nt
Organism: Hypanus sabinus (Atlantic stingray)
Lineage: Eukaryota; Metazoa; Chordata; Chondrichthyes; Myliobatiformes; Dasyatidae
Product: trichohyalin-like
Exons: 5
Coding region: 330-1022 (230 amino acids)
Source: RefSeq, a predicted model, not a curated record